GUGGACCGAACCAUUCUUGGAUUUGGGGGGUACCCCGGGGGCGACUUGGGGCUGUGGGUGGGGGGGCAGAAGCAGGGUCCCCAGCAGGUGGGGAGGGGGAGGUGCCUCCAAGCCGGCGCGAGGCAAAUGCGAGGACUGGCCCUAUCACAUCUGCGCUGAAAAGAACUGACGGCAGGGUCGCCCAGCAAGCUGCCGGCCGCCCCCCACCAGCGCGCGCACGCCCAGCCCAGCCGGCUGCAGACACGCGCUCGGCUCUGCCUCCCCCGGCCGGCCCACCACUCCGCCGCCACCCCAGAAUCCCCAAGGGUCCCGCAUCCGGAAAGUGAGACCACCCACCUCCAUAUUUCCCCACCUCUGCACAUUCCUCUCCCGCCCUGUUCUCCAGCCUCAGUUCUCCGCUCAGCCUGGCGGCCCCGUCGAACCUCCUCAAGGCACCAUGCCGGCCCUCCAGCUCCUUGGGACCCUCCUACUCCUGGCCUCGACCACUGGCCAGACCGAGGCACGCCCGUCCAACGCCACAAGCGCUGAGCCCCCGGGCCCGCUGCCCGCUCUGCUGGCGCACCUGCGGCGCUUGACCGGGGCCCUGACGGGCGGCGGAGGUACCGCGGGUGCGGGCACCAACAGCACGAGGACCAGCCCCGCGAGCGGGACGGGCGCGGCCGCAAGGGCGCCCCCUCCGGCGGAGCUCUGCCACGGCUACUACGACGUCAUGGGCCAGUACGAUGCCACCUUCAAUUGCAGCACCGGCUCCUACCGCUUCUGCUGCGGCACCUGCCACUACCGCUUCUGCUGCGAGCACCGUCACAUGCGCCUAGCGCAGGCCUCCUGCUCCAACUACGACACGCCACGCUGGGCCACCACGCCACCGCCACUGGCCGGGGGCGCUGGGGGCGUCGGGGGUGCAGGCGGGGGCCUCGGGCCAGGCCAGGCUGGGUGGCUGGAAGGGGGCCGGGCAGGGGGUGCUGGAGUACGUGGGGGCGAGGGCCCCGGGGGCAGCACGGCCUACGUAGUGUGCGGGGUCAUCAGCUUCGCCCUGGCCGUAGGCGUCGGCGCCAAAGUGGCCUUCAGCAAGGCGUCCCGUGCGCCCAGGGCACACCGGGAGAUCAACGUGCCCAGGGCUCUGGUGGACAUUCUGAGGCAUCAGGCUGGACCUGGGACCCGCCCAGACAGGGCACGAAGCAGCUCCUUGACCCCAGGGGUUGGAGUUCCCGACAGCAUGGCGCCAAGAACACCCAAGAGCCUCUACAAUACCAUGAAGCCCUCCAAUCUUGAUAACCUGCACCACAACUACCUGCACCUCAACGUCAACAGCCCCAAGCAUCACACCACUACACUGGACUGGAGGGCCGCCCCACCACCCAGCCCCUCGUUGCAUUACUCCACACUCUCCUGCUCUCGGUCCUUCCACAACCUCUCUCAUCUGCCUCCGUCCUACGAGGCUGCUAUGAAAUCUGAACUCAACCGCUACUCCUCCCUCAAGAGGCUGGCCGAGAAGGACCUGGACGAGGCCUACCUGAAGCGCUGGCACCUGGGGGAGAUGCCCCGCGGGACGCUGCCCCUGCACACGCUGCAGCGACCUGGCACCGGGGGCGGCUACCGCAUGGAUGGCUGGGGAGGUCACGAGGAGCUGGGCCUGGCGCCCGCACCCAAUCCGCGCCGGGUCAUGUCACAGGAGCACCUGCUGGGCGAUGGGGGCCGGUCGCGCUACGAGUUCACGCUGCCGCGCGCGCGCCUGGUAUCACAGGAGCACCUGCUCCUGUCGUCACCCGAGGCCCUGCGCCAGAGCCGCGAGCACCUGCUGUCGCCCCCGCGCAGCCCCGCGCUGCCUCCGGAGCCCUCCUCCCGCGCCGGCCUGGCUGCCUCCCACUCCAACCUACUGCUGGGGCCCGGAGGACCCCCCACACCUCUGCACGGGCUGCCCCCGACGCCCAGCCUGCACGCGCACCACCACCACGGCAUGCACAGCUCUCCACAGCCCGCCUGGAUGGCAGACGCCGGCGGGGGCGGGGGCACGCUGGCCCGCAGGCCGCCCUUCCAGCGCCAGGGCACGCUGGAGCAGCUGCAGUUCAUCCCGGGCCAUCACCUGCCCCAACACCUGCGCACCGCCAGCAAGAACGAGGUGACUGUCUGAGGCCAGGCCGGGGCCUUAGGGGCUGCGGCCCCGCGGGGCCCCUGUCUCAGCCUGGAUCCCCCAACACACUGGAGGAGCCCGGGACCCAGAUGGACCUGGGGCCCGGAGGGUGCGGCUGCCUCUGAGGACACUGCUUUGAAUGAACUGUCGCCAGACACCAGGCCUUCUUCUAGAAUGUCACAGAUGACAUCCCUCCUCCUAUGUCCUCCUUUGAGGCCAGGCCUCCUUCCCAUGACGUCAUCACAGAGGGAGCGGUCUGCCUGUGAGGUCAUCACUAACAGCCUCCACACAGGAACCAAACCUUCCCCUGAGGUCAUCACUGAGGAGUGGGCCCACCCCUGAGGUUAUCGCUAGAGGCCACAGUCCAUGACAUCACCACAAAGACUUCCUUCUUGUGAUGUCAUAGCAAUGACAAUGCCUUGUCCCCCUGACAUUAUCCCUAGAGACAAAGCUUCCUGUGAUGUCAGUGCAGAGACAUGUCUCACCCUUAUGACAUCAUUCCUGGCACCAAAAGGCCCCCUUUGACAUCAUCAUCUCCAGGAAAACAUUGUCCUUCUGAGAAGACGCCUGUGUCUAUGAUGUCACCACUGCAGACAAAGCCAUCUUGUUGGGACACAGUGCAGGGGAAACACCGCCCCAAGUUGUCCUCACUGCACACAAGGCCUCCUUUCCAUGACAUCAUCACAGGGACUCUGUCUCCUUCCUGUGACACCAUUGCCAGAGAAGGUGCCUUGUCCUAUGACAUCAUCAGAGGGCCUGUGCCUCUCCCUGGGGGGUCACUUCCAAAAGCAGGAGCCCUUCUGUGAUGUCACCACCAGACUGUCUGCUCUGAGAUGACACCAGGAGACACCUCACUGCUGUUGCCCCAUCACAGGAAGGCAUGGCACACCCAGAGUCCAUGAAACAGUGCCCUGUCCUGAGAUGUCACCUGAGGGAUGUCACCACUGGGGAGGCCACCUCGUCUAGAAAGGUCUCCCCAGAGGUGACAAUGUGCCCAGAGGUUGUGGGCAGUGAGGACCCCACCCUCCUGUCUCAGGCUCUGCCCCAGUGCUGUGAUGUCCUCACCAGACACUCUGCCUGCUCUGGAGGGCCACCGCUUGUGAUGGCGUCACCAGUUUCUGCCUUGCCCUACCAUGACUUAGUGUGGUCACUCUUCCCCUGACACCAGGACGUGCCCUGCAGGGUCUCCACCAGACGCCGCCUGGAGAGGGAGGCUGGGCCUUGGGCCCCACCCCUGUGCGGGGCUGUCCCCACCUGUGCACUUCCUGGAGGACAGCACUCCCAGAUUGGCCCUCCUGACUCACAGAGCCCUGAGACUCAGAGGUGUCCCAAAGGCCGGUGCCAAGUCUCUCUGCCAUAACUAGAGACAUUAUCACCUCUGUCAGCCCAGCUCUGGCCUCCUGCUGGCGUCGGGGAGGCUGGGCAUGCCUGCUGUCGGUCUUGCUGAUGGCCUCCUCAGCACCACAAGACUUCCACCACUCACGAUGGCAGCGAGUCUGGGGCCAAAUGCUCACCACGCCUGAUGAUGACAUCAUGUCCCAAUACUCCCUAGGACCUAUGGGAUCUUCCUAUUCCAGGACGCACGCACCACAACUAUGCCAUCAUCCUCUUCCAGGAUUCACCAUGACCACACAGGGGCACCAUCUCCCCGGGAUCCCCACAGUCAAUGGUGUCACCGUCUUCCAUGAUUCUCCACAACCAUGGUGUCACCAUCCCCUAGGAUUCACCAGGGCUGAUGGUGUCAUCAUCUCCAAGAAUUCACCAUGACCAACGACAUCAUUACCUUCCAGAACCCACUGUGGCUGGUAACACCCUCCACCAAUGAUGACGCCACCAUUUCCCAUAGUCCCUCAUGCCUAUGGUGCCACCAACUUGCAGGAUCGCCUUCAGACAUGUCUUUGUGCCCAGGAUCCACCCUAGCCAUUCUGUCAUCGCCUCCCAGGAUACACUGCAGACAUGGUGUCACCCCUCCCCCAGCACCCAUGACAGAAUGGUGCCCCAGGAUCAAUGACACCCAGUAGUGUCACCACCUCCCAGGACCCAUUUCAACCAUGCGGCCAUCAUCUGCCGGAUCCACCACAACCAUUACCAUCACCUCCCAGGAUCCGGGACAGCCAGUGGUGUCACCACCACUUCCAGGACCCACUUCAACCAUGUUCCUCUCCCAGGACCCAUCAUCUCGAGAGCCAUGCACCACAACAGCUGUAUUCCAACUGUCUUCUGGGGUCCUGUGGCACCCACAGUUGUUCUCUUAAGGGAACCCAGCACAAUACACACCAUUUUCCCAUUGCCUCAAAAAUGGAGAAGGGGCCCCCUCUGAUGACACUAUCCCCACUCCGGCCCUUCUUGAUGAUGUCACUGCCUCACUCCAAACUUAGGCUGAUGCCUGUAUCAAGCCCACCACAGACUUGGCCUUGGCCAGCCCCCUUACGACCACCCUGGUGAGCGCAUCCAAGCCCCUCCUGAUAACUCAUUACCCUUUAUCCAACUAUCUGAUGGGUGACAGGGUCAACGUGAAGACCUGUUAUCAUCACCGGGGUGGGGGUUUCCAGUCCUCAGGUGAGGUCAUGGCCCCUUGCCCAAUCCCUCUUACCUGG
Molecule: messenger RNA, 4728 nt
Organism: Phyllostomus discolor (pale spear-nosed bat)
Lineage: Eukaryota; Metazoa; Chordata; Mammalia; Chiroptera; Phyllostomidae
Gene: SHISA7
Product: shisa family member 7
Exons: 6
Coding region: 437-2131 (564 amino acids)
Biological process (GO): regulation of short-term neuronal synaptic plasticity; regulation of AMPA receptor activity
Cellular component (GO): postsynaptic density; postsynaptic membrane; dendritic spine membrane
Source: RefSeq, a predicted model, not a curated record